AUGUGGAAAUUGAAAUUCUCCGACGACGAAGACGACGGCCACCGCCAAUGGCUGACCACCGCCAACGGCCACGCCGGAAGACAGUUCUGGGAAUUCGACCCGACGCCGCCCACUCCCCGCCACAACGCCGCCGUCGACCAGGCCCGCCGGAGCUUUCAGGCCAGCAGCCAUAGCAUCCGUCAGAGCUCCGAUCUCCUCAUGAGGAUACAGUUUGCCCAAGACGACGGCAUUUUCCGACGCCAUGGUCGGAGUUAUGACAGCGACGGAAAUAGCGACGAGGACGUGGAGAAAAGAGUAGCAAAUGUGUUGAGAAAAGGGAUGAAAUUCUACUCAAGUCUCCAGGCUGACGAUGGACAUUGGCCUGGGGACUAUGGCGGCCCUCUUUUUCUCCUCCCAGGCUUGAUAAUAGCGUUGUUUCUAAUGAAUGCUCUAAGCUCAGCCUUACCGGAGGAGCAUCGUCGGGAGAUACGCCGCUACCUCUACAACCAUCAGAACGAAGACGGUGGAUGGGGCUUGCACAUCGAGGGACAUAGCAUCAUGUUCGCCACCGUGCUCAAUUAUGUCAUACUAAGACUUCUAGGCGAUGAACCGGGAGAUGAAGUUAUGAUCCGAGCAAGAUCAUGGAUUCUGGAUCACGGAGGCGCUACCUAUAUUCCCUCGUGGGGAAAAUAUUGGCUCUCGGUGCUCGGCGUGUAUGAAUGGGACGGGAAUAAUCCUUUGCCUCCGGAGUUGUGGCUCCUCCCUUAUUCGCUUCCUAUUCAUCCGGGCCGUAUGUGGUGCCAUUGCCGGCUCGUGUACCUCCCGAUGUCGUAUUUAUACGGUAAGAGAUUCGUAGGCCCGAUCAAUGCCACCGUACACUCUCUCCGUAAAGAGAUCUAUACUCAGCCUUACCAUCAAAUCGAUUGGGACUCGGCAAGAAUUCAAUGCUCCAAGGAGGACUUAUACUACCCACAUUCGCGCUUACAAGACAUCCUAUGGAAAUGUCUGCACGGAUUCGUCGAACCUCUUUUCAAGCGAUGGCCAUUCUCGAAGGUAAGAGAUCGAGCUCUAGGCAUGGUGAUGGACCAUAUCCGGUACGAGGAUGUCAACACGAACUACCUUUGCCUCGGACCCGUAAACAAGGUACUCAACAUGCUCUGUUGCUGGAUCCACGAACCGAACUCCACAUCCGUGACGCGACACCUUUCGAGAAUAAAGGACUAUUUAUGGCUGGCCGAAGACGGCAUGAAGAUGCAAUUAUAUAACGGGAGUCAGCUGUGGGACGUCGUUUUCACUGUCCCGGCAAUGCUCGCUACUAAACUGCAGAACGAAUACGGUCCGACAAUCGAACGGGCUCAUAACUUCAUCAAAAGAUCACAAAUUGGAAAAGACAGUUCCGGGAACCCGAGCUCUUGGUAUCGCCAUAGAUCGAAAGGCGGAUGGUCGUUUUCGACUGCAGAUCAAGGAUGGGUUGUUUCCGACUGUACGGCAGAAGGUCUAAAGGCAGCACUUCUUCUGUCGCAAUUACCGUCUGAGGUUGUAGGAGAAGCACUAGCGCCGGAUAGGCUGCACGACGCAGUCGACUUGCUUCUAUCGUUUCAGAAUAGCAGCGGAGGAUUCGCAUCGUACGAGCUCACAAGAUCCUACGCCUGGUUGGAGAUGAUCAAUCCUUCGGAGAUGUUCACAGACAUCAUGAUCGACUACCAGAACGUCGAGUGCACGUCCUCAGCCAUUCAGGGCCUGAGUCUAUUCAACAAGUUGCAUCCCGGAUAUCGCGCAGAGGACAUUCUAGCCUGCAUCAAGAACGCCGUCAAAUUCAUCGAAAGCAUUCAGUUAAUUGACGGCUCAUGGUACGGAUCAUGGGGCGUUUGCUACACCUACGGGACAUGGUUCGGGAUAAAAGGGCUGAUAGCAGGCGGGAAGAUGUAUGAAAACAGCUUCCACAUGCGAAAAGCGUGCGAGUUUCUCUUAUCCAAGCAACUCCCCGACGGGGGAUGGGGCGAGAGCUUCCUCUCAAGCCAAGAUAAGGUGUACACAAACUUGCCAAACUGCAAACCUCACAUUGUGCAAACUGGAUGGGCAAUGUUGGCGCUUAUCGAAGCAGGGCAAGUAAGUGUGGAUGCAAAUCCACUGCACCGUGCUGCUAAAGUGCUGAUCGAUGCUCAGAUGGAGAAUGGCGACUUUCCACAACAGGAAAUCGUCGGCGUAUUCAACAAGAACUGCACGAUCAGCUACUCGGCUUACAGAAACAUCUUCCCGAUUUGGGCGCUCGGAGAAUAUCUCAACAAAGUGUUGCGAGGCUGA
This is a messenger RNA of Andrographis paniculata, 2283 nucleotides long. Its product is annotated as cycloartenol synthase-like. The record is from RefSeq and is a predicted model, not a curated record. Gene Ontology annotation, biological process: triterpenoid biosynthetic process. The coding region runs from base 1 to 2283 and encodes 760 amino acids. Gene Ontology annotation, cellular component: lipid droplet. The transcript is spliced from 15 exons. Gene Ontology annotation, molecular function: intramolecular transferase activity. Lineage: Eukaryota; Viridiplantae; Streptophyta; Magnoliopsida; Lamiales; Acanthaceae.